This is a messenger RNA of Cyprinus carpio (common carp), 1655 nucleotides long. RefSeq names its product ubiquitin-conjugating enzyme E2 E3-like. Lineage: Eukaryota; Metazoa; Chordata; Actinopteri; Cypriniformes; Cyprinidae. The coding region runs from base 385 to 813 and encodes 142 amino acids. The record is from RefSeq and is a predicted model, not a curated record. The transcript is spliced from 4 exons.
CAUGGAGCCCUCACAACAACAACAUGUCAAAAUUUCCUCGCGACGCCACAACAUCCCCUCGUUCUCGACACGCCGCUGAUGUCUUCUUCACAGACACGGUGGUAGGUUUUUAAAUCCAACUCAGGUGGAGCAUAUCGUGAGGUGAUACAAUUCCACGUUGGUUUAAAGGUUAUGUGGGACCAUCCAAGGCGGUAGACGCUUAUGUCCACGCGCUGUAUAGCGCCGCCCGUCGGCCCCGAGUAAAACUGCAGCGCCUCCUCUCCUUCCUACUCUCCAAUGUUCACAGCUCGGCCGGAGCCCGUCGUCUUCCCGGCUCCAUUUCAACUGGAUUUUUAACACUCCUUACCACACCAGAUCAGGACAGGACCGCGUCUAAGGUGGAAAAUGUCCAGUGAAAGACAACGGUCAGAUGAUGAAAGUCCCAGCACCAGCAGCGGUAGUUCCGAUGCGGAUCAGAGAGAUCCUCCAGUGCCAGAACCAGAAGAACAAGAGGAGCGAAAACAACCCACGCCUCCACAACAGCAGAAGAAGUCCACCAAACUGUCCAGCAAAACAACAGCCAAAUUAUCCUCCAGUGCGAAGAGAAUCCAGAAAGAGCUUGCAGAAAUCACUCUGGAUCCUCCACCCAACUGCAGUGCGGGACCCAAGGGUGACAACAUCUAUGAGUGGAGAUCCACCAUCCUGGGCCCUCCAGGUUCAGUCUAUGAGGGAGGCGUGUUCUUUCUGGAUAUCACCUUCUCUUCCGAUUACCCCUUCAAGCCACCAAAGGUACAGUGUGGAAAACCAUCUUCCCUUUUUAUUCACUAUUUUUGAGGUAUUAAAACAGGGGAUGCUUAAUCCUGCUUCAAGUGAUCUGCCUUCAUGCAUUGCUUACUUACAACUCUAAUCAAAGUCUUGAAAAUUACAGGCAAGUGUACCAGGAUGGAGCUUAACUCAGGCUGUGUUUGAAAACCUAGUGAGCAGUCAUGCUUUCUACUGCUCAUAUACUGUAGGCUGCUGCCUUCUGAGGGAGAAUCCUGACUGACAUAGCGCUUUAUAAGUGAAUGAUACAUGAAAUGCUUACGAAUGCAUUAGAACUUGGUCAGAAGCAGGUGUCUUAGAAGGCAGCAUCAUCAUGCUUUUAGAAGCUGCAUAGACAGCUCAUUAAGUUUCACAAAAGGGUCUCAAUCUAAAUGCAAAAUCAAAUGCAUUGGAAUGUAUUUGGAAGCAUUUCAGAAUGAAUACAUCAAAGCUGUUCUUGAAUGUGGGGCAGAACUUAAAACAGCUGUAUCAGCUAUUUGAUGCUGUUCUUGAGAAUAGAAGAUCAUGAAUCAAAGUCCCAUGACAUUUCUAAGCCAUAUGAAAGUAAAUGAUCAUUUAAAUAAUUAAAUAAUCUGAAAGGUUUUGUAAAGUGGUACCUCAUGCACAUUUAUUUACUAUAUAUUCCAUUGUUCUACAGCCUUAUCACACAUCAACAUGAUGGAAAAACAUUUUUAAAGCCAUUGUUGACUAUUUAAAGGGUUUUUUGUUGCGUGUUCAUAUGGCAUGAUGGUAUAAAAUAUUUCCCAACCACACUGAAAAAAGGCUGGCUUUGAAACUUUUGCUAGUAAAUUUCACAAAUAAUUACAAAUAACACAUUGAAUUAAAUGUGAUGUAAAUGUUUUAAAGUUGAAAGU